GACAUAGUAUUGCCUCAACUGGUAUUUUCUUUCUCUUUCAGUUUAAAUUUUACUAUGGAAAGAAAUAAUAAACCGUUUGUGAGAAUUGCGGGAUCACUUAUAUAUCCUGUAAUUGUAGACAACAACCGUCUAAAAUUAUUUAACAGUUACCUUGAAAGUUGUUGAAAUACAGAAUAAAAUAAUGUCAUUCUUCUAAUAGUAUAUGAAAAUUACUUAAUUUUUUAGAAGGUAAAAGCUCUAGAUGGUUGCAGAAAUAUGCAUUUAUUUCUGACAUUCUUGUGAGCUAUUGUUGGAGCCUUUGUUGCUCUAUAUGAAUAAGGAAGCUUAGUUGUAGAAAGAGACGAAACAGCACUAAAGUCACAUAAACCUGUUUCUCCACCUCAGUACAUUUGAAGAUUUGGGAAUGUUUUGCUACUUCUGUGGUAGUGUAAUUCCAGAAAUACAAUAUGUUGUCACUAAUCCCUAAGCUAGAGCAUGAAAGAGCUUGGUUUUGGAUUGUGACUCUGUCACUUAUUAGCUGUGUGACCUUGGGCUAGAUAUUUGGCUUUUCUAAGCCUCAGUUUCUUCAUCUGUGAGUAGUAUCUACUUCCAUGGAUUUUAAUGGGACAGUGUUAGCACAAGCUUAGCACAUAGUAAGUGCUUAAAAAGUGGGAUCCUAUUAGUAGUAGUAAUAAAAUUAAUAUUAUUAUGUAUACUCAUAGAAUUUGUAAGCCCCUAUUUUUACCUUUGGAGAUGUAUAUGAGUUUUUUUAUUUGCUUGAAUGUAUUGGUGCAAUGUAUCUAAAAGAUCCUGCUAAAAUGGAAAUAUCCAACUGAAAAGGAAAGAGGAAUUUUUUGUAUUUUAUUUGAAUAUUUAAAUUUGGUUUGUUCUGAAAUGCCCUUCUAAUUUCUUACUUUAACACUUUCAUGUCAUUCUCAUAAAAUUAAUCUGGAAAGGCAAAUCUAGAUUUCUCUUUUCUAGAUAUUGCUUAUUAUAUAGCAGUAAAAUAAUAUGGAUUAAAUUUUAAAGAAUAUAGCAGGAAUUAUACAUCUAAAUGUAUAUUGUUCUCUUAAAAGUAGUCACCCUUGUUACUGACUUUUUACCACAGUGCUGCUCUUAUUCAAAGCUUUUUUUGAUCUUUCAAUUUGGUAUUGCUUUUGGGGCCUAUGAAACAUGUCUUUAAAGUAGGUUAGGUGACAAAUCUGUUUUUUCAGUAUGAGUUUGAUUUUUGCAAAUUUGCAAAAUUAUCAGGUGAAUACAGUUACACUGAGUCAUACUGUUAAAUAUGAGAUUUGACUAUAAAAUUAAAAAGUAGUUCUUGUAGUUUUUAUAAAUUAAAAGAGAAAUGAAAAAAAUUGUUUUGAGCCAUGUUGUGGUUGCUGCAAGAUGUCUGUUUUUCCAAGACAAAUGUUAAGAUAUAAUACUCAUUUGGAUGGAUAAGGUUUUGGAGUUUGUUUAUAUUUGUGUUCACAGAUUUUCAUUAAAAUGUCAUUCUCAUUGGUUUACUUAUAUGUACAUUAUGCUACUGGCAUAUUUAGCUUAUCAAAUUAAAUUCUUUAUUUGCUCUUGUUUUUAAUAGAAAAGUCACUUUUCAGAAUUAGUAUUUCGUCUGUGUAUAAAAUAUCUACUUGGUUUCCGAGAUUCACUGUCAUAUUUUUAAGGUUAGGGACAUUUUAAAUCCAAAGGAUGUGAUCACAACCCGCUUUGAAAAUUCCUCUCCUAGCAAAGAUUUCUGUAGCCAGUCAUGUCUGUCUUCUUAUGAGCUAAAGAAAAAGCCUGUUGUUACCAUAUAUACCAAUGGCAUUUCGACUAAGUGCAGUAUGUGCCAGAAGAAUGCUGAUAUUCGAUUUGAAGUUAAAUAUCAAAAUGUGGUACAUGGUCUUUGUAGUGAUGCCUGCUUUUCAAGAUUUCACUCUGCCAACAACCUUACCAUGAACUGUUGUGAGAACUGUGGGAGCUAUUGCUAUAGUAGUUCUGGUCCUUGCCAGUCUCAGAAGGUUUUUAGUUCAACAAGUGUGACGGCAUAUAAGCAGAAUUCAGCCCAAACUCCUCCAUAUGCACUAGGGAAAUCAUUGAGGCCCUCGGCUGAAAUGAUUGAGACUACAAAUGACUCAGGAAAAACAGAGCUUUUCUGCUCCAUUAAUUGCUUAUCUGCUUACAGAGUUAAGACAGUUACUUCUUCAGGUGUCCAAGUUUCAUGUCAUAGUUGUAAAACUUCAGCAAUCCCUCAGUAUCACCUAGCUAUGUCAAAUGGAACUAUAUACAGCUUCUGCAGCUCCAGUUGUGUGGUAGCUUUCCAGAAUGUAUUUAAUAAGCCAAAAGGAACAAACUCUUCAGUGGUGCCUGUGUCUCAGGGCCAAGUGGUUGUAAGCCCUCCCUCCAGCUCAUCAGUGUCAGCAGGAGGAGGUGACACCUCUGCCACUUCCCCCAGCUCCAUCAGUAGCCCUGCUGCCUCCAGUCUCCAGCCUCUUUCUGAACAGUCCCAGCAAGUUGCUUUAACCCAUAGAAUUGCUAAACUCAAGUGUCAGCAGUGUAACCAUCUGUUUAUCACAAAACCAGAACUUCUCUUCUACAAGGGUAAAAUGUUUCUGUUUUGUGGCAAGUCUUGCUCUGAUGAAUAUAAAAAGAAAAAUAAAGUUGUGGCAAUGUGUGAAUACUGUAAACUUCAGAAAAUUAUAAAGGAGACUGUGCGAUUCUCAGGGGUUGACAAGCCGUUUUGUAGUGAAGUUUGCAAAACCCUCUCUGCACGUGACUUUGGAGAACGGUGGGGAAACUACUGCAAGAUGUGUAGUUAUUGUUCACAGACAUCCCCUAAUUUGGUAGAAAAUCGAUUGGAGGGCAAGUUAGAAGAAUUUUGUUGUGAAGAUUGCAUGACCAAAUUUACAGUUCUGUUUUAUCAGAUGGCCAAGUGUGAUGGUUGUAAACGACAGGGUAAGCUAAGUGAAUCCAUAAAAUGGCGAGGCAACAUCAAACAUUUCUGUAACCUAUUUUGUGUCUUGGAGUUUUGCAAUCAGCAAAUUAUAAAUGACCCUCUUUCACAAAAUAAAGUAAAUAUUUCCAAGACGAAAACUGCUUCAAUGGAGCCCCCUUCUCCAAGGAUAGAUACAACACCAGUUAUAACCAGUGUGGUGUCACUGGCAAAGGUAUCUGCUGCCCAGCCCACAGGGAACACUAACAGUGUUUUAAAAGGUGCAGUUACUAAAGGGGCAGCAGAGAUCACUGAAGAUGGAAGUACACAGACAGAUGCCAUGAAACUUCUAUCUUCCCAAUCUUCCCAACCUCCCAAGCUUUUAAAGAACAAAGCAUUAUUGUGCAAGCCUGUCACACAGACCAAGGCCACCUCUUGCAAACCACAUACACAACCCAAGGAAUGUCAGACAGAUUUACCUAUGCCUAAUGAGAAAAAUGAUGCAGAACUUGAUUCUCCACCUGCAAAGAAAAAAAGAAUAGGUUUUUUCCAGACUUAUGAUGCAGAAUAUUUAAAAGUUUGUUUUAUUAUUUAUCCUGGAUCAAAAGAGAGUUCACCGAGGCCACAGUGUGUCAUUUGUGGAGAAAUCUUACCCAGUGAAAACAUGAAGCCAGCAAAUCUCUCUCAUCAUUUGAAGACAAAACAUUCAGAAUUAGAAAACAAACCGUUAGAUUUUUUUGAACAAAAAUCUCUUGGAAUGGAAUGUCAAAACAGUUCUUUAAAAAAGUGUUUACUAGUUGAAAAGUCACUUAUGAAAGCUUCUUAUUUAAUUGCUCUCCAAAUUGCUGCCAGUAAGAAGCCAUUUCAUUUUGCAGAAGAAUUAAUUAAACCAUAUUUAGUAGAAAUGUGUUCAGAAGUUUUGGGUUCAAGUGCUGGAGACAAAAUGAAAACCAUCCCUCUUUCUAAUAAUACAAUUGGACACAGGAUUGAUGAAUUGUCUGCAGACAUUGAAGAUCAGCUGAUUCAAAAAGUCAGAGAGUCAAAAUGGUUUGCCCUUCAGAUAGACGAGUCAUCAGAAAUCUCAGAGACUGCUCUUCUUUUGUGCUAUGUUCGUUUCAUUGAUUAUAAUUGUAGUGAUAUAAAAGAAGAAUUAUUAUGUUGCAUUGAAAUUCCUUUCCAAAUAACUGGUUUUGCAAUAUUUGAACUAAUAAAUAAAUAUAUUGAUAGUAAAUCUCUGAAUUGGAAGCAUUGUGUUGGUCUCUGUACAGAUGGGGCUGCAAGCAUAACUGGCAGGUGUUCUGGUUUAAGGGCAAAAAUUCAAGAAGUUGCCAUGAAUAAAGUGGCAUUUACACAUUGUUUUAUUCACCGUGAACAUUUAGUAGCAGAAAAGUUGUCUCCAUGUUUACAUGAAAUUCUUUUGCAGUCAGCACAAAUUUUAAGUUUUAUUAAAAGCAAUGCAUUAAAUUCACGAAUGUUAACAAUUUUGUGUGAAGAGAUGGGGUCUGAGCAUGUGAAUUUACCACUUCAUGCUGAAGUACGCUGGAUUUCAAGAGGGAGAAUUUUAACAAGAUUAUUUGAAUUACGACAUGAAAUAGAAAUUUUUUUAAACCAAAAGCAUUCAGACUUGGCCAAGUAUUUUCAUGAUGAGGAAUGGGUUGCAAAACUGGCCUAUUUAUCAGAUAUAUUUUCACUUAUAAAUGAACUAAAUUUAAGUCUGCAAGGCACUAUGACUACUUUCUUCAAUCUGUAUAAUAAAAUUGAUAUAUUUAAGAAAAAGUUAAAAAUAUGGUUGAAGCGCAUACAAGAGAAUGAUUAUGACAUGUUCCCUUCAUUUUCUGAAUUCUCAAACUCAUCAGACUUUAAUAAGAAAAGCAUCACAAGCAUUAUUUUUGAACACCUGGAAGGACUUUCUGAAAUGUUCAAUGACUGUUAUCCACCAGAAGACGACUUGCGUUCAGGAAAUUUGUGGAUAAUUAAUCCUUUUACAGAUCACCAAAAUAGUAAUCUCAGUGAUGUUGAAGAAGCAAAGUUAACACAAUUAUCUUCAGAUUUAGGAUUGCAAGCAAUGUUUAAAUCAAUGUCUGUAACUCAAUUUUGGAUAAAUGCAGAGACAAGUUACCCCGAACUCCAUGAAAAGGCCAUGAAGUUUUUACUACCUUUCUCAACUGUUUAUUUAUGUGAUGCUACAUUUUCAGCUUUGACUGAGUCAAAACAAAGAAAUCUAUUGGUUUCUGGUUCCACUCUAAGACUUGCAGUCACAUCUUUAAUCCCAAGGAUAGAAAAGUUAGUAAAGGAGAAAGAAUAGCAAUGUGCAUAUUGCUUAUCAUCAAAAUCGAAAUUUGUGUUAAAUUUUGUAUGCAGUAAGUAUCCUAAAAUAUAACUUCCUAUGUGGAUUUGUUUUUUCAGUGAUUAAAUAAGUGUUUUAA
Molecule: messenger RNA, 5313 nt
Organism: Choloepus didactylus (southern two-toed sloth)
Lineage: Eukaryota; Metazoa; Chordata; Mammalia; Pilosa; Megalonychidae
Gene: ZMYM6
Product: zinc finger MYM-type containing 6
Exons: 13
Coding region: 1800-5192 (1130 amino acids)
Molecular function (GO): zinc ion binding
Source: RefSeq, a predicted model, not a curated record